Photinus pyralis (common eastern firefly) is the source of this 1348-nucleotide messenger RNA. Its product is annotated as 45 kDa calcium-binding protein-like. Gene Ontology annotation, biological process: calcium-ion regulated exocytosis. Bases 72 to 1172 code for a protein of 366 amino acids. Gene Ontology annotation, cellular component: endoplasmic reticulum. Gene Ontology annotation, molecular function: calcium ion binding. The record is from RefSeq and is a predicted model, not a curated record. NCBI's taxonomy places the organism in Eukaryota, Metazoa, Arthropoda, Insecta, Coleoptera, Lampyridae. The transcript is spliced from 4 exons.
UUUCCCCCAGUUCCAUCCCUUCAAUGCGUGCAUUGGGGCGAGUUUCGUAAUCGUACCAAAAUGAAGGGAGAAUGAAACUAAAAGCGCCUAAUCUUCUCAAUGUAUUCGAAAGAUGGUCUUACUCGGUUCCAAUUUUAACGUACUUCGUAUUGUUCUGCACAAUUUGGAUAUUACCAGUGCCUUUAAAGUCAAACAAAACAAAAAGUCCCAAUCAAUUGUUAGACGUGUACUCGAGGAGUAAGCUGUUUCAAAAUGAUUUCGUAAUUAAAAUGAAAAAUAGUAACUUCGAUUCUGACAAAGUGGAGGCUGAAAAUCAACUGUUGAACGUUAAGGGCGAUUAUUUAGUCAAUUUGAAUGAUGGUAUUAAUAAGAAGGUUCAUGUAGAUCCCACGGCCGUUUUGCAGGAUGUUUUUAGAAAGGCCGAUGAAAAUAGGGAUAAAAAGCUCGACUCAAAGGAGUUAUCGCGAUGGAUUCGUUUGAAAAUAAUCGAGCACAUAACUGUAGCCGUAGGUAAUAAUCACGCACUUUUCUCGCAAAUCGAUGCGAAUCCUAAGAAUGGGGUGAUAUCCUGGAAGGAGUACCACUCGUAUUUUUUGAAAAAGCGCGGCUUCAGCAGCAAAUAUGUUCAUAAUCACGACGAGAAGCGCCACAAAGGUUUACACAGGUCAAUUAAAGAGCAAAUAAUGCGUGAUAGAGCUUCUUGGAUGGAAGCCGCAAAGUCAGAUCCUGACACUUUAACUUUAGACGAAUUUUUGGCUUUUACCCACCCAGAGUCCAGCUCCGCCAAUCACUUGACCCUUGUCGACGAGCUGUACGACAAAUUUGAUCGAGACGGCGAUGAGCUGCUGACCGAAGACGAGUUCGCGGUCUUGCAAACGCAAGGCGAAGAAGACGAAAUGGUAAUCAUUCGGCAAGACGAAAACGAGCGACGUGCAGAAUUUCGUAAAUCCGUAGAUUUGAACGGUGACGGUAAGGCGGAUCGCCGCGAAUUGUUGCACUAUGUCGCUCCGCAAAGUCCCCGCCACAGUGAGCACGAGGCCGAAGCUUUGCUGGCACUCGCAGACGGCGAUCAUGACAAUAUGCUAUCACUGGAAGAAAUUCUCGCACAUCCGGAUCUAUUUUUAAAGUCAAAGAUGGUCGAUACCGCCCAAAGUUUUCACGAUGAAUUUUAAAGAUUGUCCAACUUAAAAAUGAACCGAGUUUGUUAAGACUGAUUAAAAUUAUAUCAUGUUAUCAUUCCGCAAAUCUUUCAAAUUGUGUACAGUUUCGUUCAUAAUAAGACGGUUAUUUAAAAUUAUUCCUGGUGAAACUAUACAGGCUGAUUCAAAUUCGAGGCCCACCAUGAGGA